AUGCCUUGCUCCAUUUGUGCAGGCACCACAAACCCUAUCACGCCCACGCUCAUCACCCCAGCGCUCAGGACCGCCGAUGAGCCCCCAGGGCCAGGCACGGUGCCCCUUCCUGGGUCAAUUGCCGCCGUGCGAGGGCGGGUGCCUGUCCCCCGAGUCGAUGCCCCGAUCGCAACGGCCGUCCCGCCCGCCCGGCCCUCGCCUCCCAGGGGCACGCCCGCAGCGCCGCACGCGCCCACGGCCAGGAUCGGCGCAGGCACCGGAUCGCGGCGCCAUGGCCCCACGCCGCCCCUGCCGUCCGCACUGGGCGUCCAGCCGCUGCCGGCGCCCAUCGUCCUGAGCCCGGUGCGGAAGCUGCGCUUCACGCCCUCCAAGCGCGACCUGCGCUGGGAGCUGAGCUCGGACGGGGAGGACGGGGGCGAGGAGUCUGAGGCCGAGCAGGAGGGCGAGGGGGAGCUGGGCCUGGCGGCCCUCAUGCGUCAGGCCCUGUGUGUGAAGAAGGCAAGGCGCAGGGCGUCCAUCGCCAGCAGCCAGUCCUCCGAGGGCCAGGGGGACAGCGAGACCGAGGAGGCAGGGAUGGCCCAGCUCCAGGCGGCGCUCAUGGGCAUCCUGCGCCGCCGCAAGGCUGGCGCGGCGAAGAAGCGGGCGGCGCUGCUCGAGGCCCUGGAACAGGACACCGCCGAGAGGCUGUCGUCGCUCCAGGCGCAGGCCGCCGAGGAGCGGCGGGGCCUGGAGGCGCAGGCGCAGCGUGCGCUGCACGAGCUGACCGGCAGGAUGGAGGCCAAGUACCAAGAGCUGGUCGCCGCGCAUGAGCAGUACGUGGCAGCCGGCCGGCGGAUGUGGGAAGAGUACCAGCACCUGCACGACCAGGCCAGCACGGUGAACGAGGAGGCCAGCGCUGCGCUGGCACGGCAGGAGGAAAGCACGGCGCGCCGCCUGACCGAGCUGAAGGCCUGGACCCAGCAGCAGCAGGCGGCCGCGCGCAGGCAAAGGAGGGGUGUGGGUCAAGGAAGGGCGUGUCCGGCGAGCGUGCAUGGGAAGAUAGCAAAGGCCAGGAAGCAGGCUGCCAAGCUGCCGCAGCUGGCAAGCAUGCUCCUGCCCUUCAUGUGA
Molecule: messenger RNA, 1107 nt
Organism: Auxenochlorella protothecoides
Lineage: Eukaryota; Viridiplantae; Chlorophyta; Trebouxiophyceae; Chlorellales; Chlorellaceae
Exons: 5
Coding region: 1-1107 (368 amino acids)
Source: RefSeq, a predicted model, not a curated record